This is a messenger RNA of Ostrea edulis (European flat oyster), 6009 nucleotides long. RefSeq names its product serine/threonine-protein phosphatase 2A 56 kDa regulatory subunit gamma isoform. Gene Ontology annotation, molecular function: protein phosphatase activator activity. Gene Ontology annotation, cellular component: nucleus; protein phosphatase type 2A complex; cytosol. The record is from RefSeq and is a predicted model, not a curated record. The transcript has 16 exons. Lineage: Eukaryota; Metazoa; Mollusca; Bivalvia; Ostreida; Ostreidae. Gene Ontology annotation, biological process: signal transduction; protein dephosphorylation. Bases 410 to 2179 code for a protein of 589 amino acids.
AGAGUAUAGUAUACGAAGCAUUAAUAACGUAUGUAUAUAAAUCCACUGGGAAAUUCGAUAAAGCCAUUCUCAGUUUCUCCAGAAUUAAAAAAAAAAUGAAUUUAUCUGAGUUUUGUUCUAUAGAUACAAAAUAGUCUUAAAAAUAAGCUCCUGAUUCUUUCAUAUGUCUCCAUGUAGCAUAUCAAUUAUAUUACUUGUUAUUUUUUUCCAAUCAUAUGAGGUAGAUUUAAUAUCUAUUAAUUAUGGUUAAAACGCAAGGUGGUUAUAUAUAAACGAUUACCUGCCUUGAGAAUGCCCAUGUGAUUUUAAUUAACCAAUCAGGUUGCUUGUUUGGUAUAUUGGAGUCUACAGUGUAUUCUUGUUGGAAGGGAAAAAGGUUCUUGUAAGGGGAAUACGUUUCUCUUACGAUAUGCCAAAAAAGGAAUCGAAAAAAGAAACGGCUGUGACAAAAAAUAAAGGCAGUGCAAAGACAGGUGCCAAGGAAAGUACAGAAAAUGCAGAAUCGGAGGCAAAGAAAAAAGCGCAGACGCAAAAUAACACAACGGAGCACCCACCCCCGGCACAAAUAGCAAAAAUGAAGUUUGCAGGCCCUCCCCAUAUUAAGAAAGACAAACGACAAAAUUCUUCGCGCUUUAACAUCACGAAAAACCGAGAGCUGCAGAAACUACCGCCAUUGAAAGAUGCUACUCCUGCAGAAAGAGAGGAGCUAUUCAUUCAGAAGCUGAGACAGUGCUGUGUUCUAUUUGACUUUAUUCAAGAUCCACUAAGUGACUUGAAAUGGAAAGAAGUGAAAAGGGCAGCUUUAAAUGAAAUGGUGGAAUUUGUCACACACAAUCGAGGAGUUGUCACAGAUGCCAUUUACCCUGAAGCUAUACAAAUGUUCUCGUGUAACUUAUUCCGAGCAAUACCGCCCUCCUCAAACCCAAGUGGUGCCGAAUUUGACCCUGAGGAAGAUGAACCAACACUGGAAGCUGCUUGGCCCCAUCUACAGUUGGUGUAUGAAUUUUUCUUGCGGUUUUUAGAAUCACCUGAUUUCCAGCCUAACACAGGAAAAAAAUACAUAGAUCAGCGAUUUGUAUUACAGCUGUUAGACUUAUUUGAUAGUGAAGACCCAAGAGAGCGGGAUUUUCUAAAGACAAUAUUGCACAGAAUUUAUGGAAAAUUUCUAGGACUAAGAGCAUACAUUAGGAAACAAAUAAACAAUAUGUUUUAUAGAUAUAUUUAUGAAACUGAGCAUUGCAAUGGUAUAGCAGAAUUGUUGGAAAUAUUAGGCAGCAUCAUCAAUGGGUUUGCAUUGCCCCUGAAGGAGGAGCACAAAGUGUUCCUACUGAAGGUGUUGCUGCCCCUUCACAAGGCCAAAUCCCUUAGUGUGUAUCACCCACAACUGGCUUACUGUGUGGUGCAGUUCUUAGAGAAGGAUCCAAGCUUAACAGAACCGGUUAUAAUGGGACUUCUAAAGUUUUGGCCAAAAGUACACAGUCCAAAAGAGGUUAUGUUCCUGAAUGAGCUAGAAGAAAUUCUAGACGUGAUAGAGCCUGCAGAAUUCAACAAAAUCAUGGUUCCACUUUUUAAACAGUUAGCAAAAUGUGUAUCCAGCCCACACUUUCAGGUGGCCGAGCGAGCGCUAUACUUCUGGAAUAAUGAGUACAUCCUUAGUCUGAUAAGCGAUAAUGCGUCCACAAUCCUGCCAAUUAUGUUUCCAGCCUUGUAUAAGAGCAAGGAACAUUGGAACAAAACUAUUCAUGGACUCAUCUAUAAUGCUUUGAAAUUGUUUAUGGAGAUGAACCAGAAGUUGUUUGAUGAUUGUACACAGCAGUACAAGACAGAAAGACAAAAGGAAAAAGAAAAGAAUAAGCAAAGAGAAGAUAAUUGGUACAAAGUUCAAAAUCUGGCAAUGGGAAAUCCGCAAUUUAAGCAGUUUGCUUAUAUCAAUUCGGAGAAAUCAGGAAAUCCAGGAACCCCUAAUAGUUUAGAGGAAGCUGAUGGAGACAUUGUGGUUAAUUUUGAAAAGUUAGAAAAAGAAGCCAAUGAGUUGACGAAGAAAAAAGCGAAAGAAAAGCCACUGCUUCGUCGAAAAUCAGAACUACCACAUGACAUAAGCAUGAUACGGGCCUUGGAGUCUCACAAACGCAGUGACGAAUAUCUGUCUACCUCCUCCGAGAGUCAGAGUGCAAACUGAGACACAAAUGACCUUAAUGCCAUAUUGAGGACCAUAAUGCAACAAAAAUAUGAAGAACAAUUAGUGUACCUGAAUACUGCAAGUCAAUCACAGAGCCAUGUCUUUUGUAUGUGUGUUUGUAUGUAUGUGUAAGUGUCUUGAGUAUUAUCAAUUUUUAAUUUGUAGAAACCCAGGUUAAAGGUUAAACCCAGGUUAAAGAUUGUAACAAUUAUCAGUUAUAUACAUAUUUAUGAUUGUAUAUAUAUACAUGAUAUUUUUAUGGUGUACAUUAAUGUAUUAUCUUAAUUUUGUUUGGUUGUAGUUUUUUUUAAAGUGUAGUAGUACAUGUACAAUGGCAAAAAGGAUACUUAAUUAGUAACGGACAGAGUAAACAAAUGACUUUUUUCAGUAAUUAGAUAUGCCUGAAUUGCAGAUUUACAGAACUGAUUUAGUAAACAUGCAUUGUAUUUGGGGGGAAAUUGAGCGAUUAUUGUCAUAGGCCUAGACCUGUGGUGGAUGAAGGGGACAUAACCCACAGUAACGGAGUCUAUUUAUUAAGCCACUGUGAUAGGACACACACCCCCAUUUUAGUAGAGGUUAUUGACCAACUUUUUCAAUGAAGAUGGUUUAGUUAUGAAUAAACUAUGCACAUUAAAUUCUUAAUUUCCUUGUUCUUUUAGAAAUUGUGUGCAUUUGUCAUUCAAAAUGAGUUUAGAUCGAAGAUAUGGGAAAUGGUGAAAUGUGUUAUUCAAUGAAUGUCAGUCUGAUUUACAUUUUUAAAGGAAUGAGUUUCUCCUAUCACUGUUACGAAUGAAACUGCAGUUUCAUGACUGUGUGAUUUGUUGAAGGUUUCAGAACAUCCAUGUCCGCUUGAGUCACAUAUAUACAUGUAUGAUAUUCAGAUUUAAUUUUUAACAGUAAAGAUAGAACACUUACAAAAAAGUAAUUGUUGCAUUCCAAAUACAUCCCCUUAUUUUUUUUUUCAUUUAUUCUUUGUGUAUAUUAACUUGUUCUUAAGCAAAACAUCUGUGAUAAAAUCUGGUCAUCUUUUUAUUGUACAUGAUAUUGUGUUAUUACUUUGUUGACGAGUGGUGACUCCAUUAAAGGGAAGGCAGGAACAACAUUAGCGUUCUAGUGAUUGUUUUUAAAUGCAGUGUUUAUAUUUGAACAGGGUACACUCAUGUCUACUAUUAGUAGAGAAGAGGAAGAAAAGCUGUACUACAAUUUUAUAAAUCACUAGACUGGGAAAAAUUCAAAAAUAAAGAGAAUUCAUUUGACGAAAUUUCAUAAGAUAAGCAUUUUUUAAUUGCUUCAAUUAACAGAUAUGAAAUAUAUACAUGUAUUUUGAUUUUCCAAGAAGAAAAAAAAGCCCAGUAUUUGAUUUGAAGAUCUCUAAUUUUUUGUAUUCAAGCAAAAUAUGAAGCGAUUAUAGAAGCAUUUCUUGCCCUCUUUCUAUGCAAGUUUUGUGACUAGAUUCAUGAUGAUGGAUUGUACAAUAACAUGGAAGUGAAGCUAUUGUAAUUCAUUAUAUAGUCUCUGUGAAUGAAUGCAUGUGCCUUUGAAAGUUAGCUCCUACAAAUUAUGAUUCCAGAAGAAAAGUGAAUGUUUUCUGUUUUUGUUCAUUGAAAAUUUGUCAUUGGAAGCAAGAGAAAUAUUAAUGGAGCCAUUCAGUUUUCCUUUGAUAGACACAACAGCAUUCCAAAUCAUAAUCAGAAUUACUCAUAGAUUAUAGGAUACGACAUACAUGAUUUUUAGUAUUAUAUAUUUUUUUUUUUACGAGUUGUUUUAUUUAUGUAAUUUUUUGGGGGGGAAUUUUGUUUGCUUUUUGUUGCAAAUCGCACCAUUUCAGAGAGAUUAGUCCAUAAUGAUUGAUGACAGAUAUGAAGCAGUUUCUUUUAGACCUGAUUGAAAUAAAGAUAAGAGAAUUAUGGAAGCAUAUAUUGGAAUAUUCCUUGUCAUGUUGUGGGGAUUUUUAUAAUAAUUUUAAAUGAAAAUCAUGAUUUCAUGACAGUAAUUUACAUGCUAUUAUAAACUUGUGCAUAACAUUUGAGGUUGAUUCUUUUGAUGCAUUUAUGAGCACAGAUUGAUUUAGUCAAUAAAUCUAUGUUUGAAAUAAUUAAAUUGUUUUGUGCCAACAAUACAUAUUGCAGACUUCAUUUAACUGAUGUUAUAGCAUAUAGUGAAAAUCCUGUCACCAUCAUGACACUUGCAAUAUUUUAUUGACUUGUUACUACAUCGUAGGGAUCUAGCUGUCCAGUUUAGCUGUUUUAUUUUCUGUAGCUUUAACUGUUAAUGUAGUUUACCUCUUAAAUCAAAACUGUAAUGGAAAAUAUACUGUAAAUCACUUGUAUUUUAUGAGACAUUAUACCCAUAGUACCUUGUGUUGUUGGUUCAGCCAGACUUUAAAUUUUGCAAAUGUUCAUUUUCUUAAAUGUCUAUUUUCAUGAUCACUCGGUAUAAAUACAAAAUUCUUCACAGCAAUCUUAUUCUAACAUCCAGAAAAAUGGGGAAAUUGUUAAAACACAGUUUUCAUGAUUAAAAAAGAUGUAAUGUAAUGCACAUUUAUGAGUAGUCUUACAUUUCAUAAAGAUGUAAACACGAGUGUCAGCACAUUAGUGUGGUCUUCAAAGAAAUAUUGCAUGGAAAUGGGUAAGAUUUUGACCACCAGCUUCAUAUUAAUCAUUUGCACAUAUUUGUUAUAUUAUCCUUUUAAGUUAUUGCAUAUCGCAAAACAAGCUUUGGUUUGUUAUGCACCAGUUGCUAAUUUUGGGCAACUGGUACUGUAAGAGAAAUGUGUUAUUUUAGACAUUUUUCUAUUUUUAGUGUGAUUUCAAUAUUGCACAUGAAAGGUACAUUGGAUAAUUGAUGUGAAUGUUAGUGUGAUUACAAGGAUUUGAGCAGUAAAUAAUGAGAUUUUUGUUUUAACAUAUAGAUAAACUGAUGGUUAGAUAUAUCUGAAAAGUUGACAGUAUCAUGGAAUUUUCAAAUUUGUGAAUUAUGUUUUUUCUAAUUUUGUUGACACUAGUGGGACACUUGAUUUUUAAUUAAUUAGAAAUAUACUUGUUAUAUCAAUGCUAAUAUGGAAAACUUGCAUGAAAUAUACACAAUAUAUCCACAAUUCUAACAAGAAUAUUUAGUGAUCUCAUUUUCCUUUGUAAAACUCCACUUUAUUUUGUUUCAUGUGACCAAUUAGCCAUAUUCAUAACAUGUUUUCCCAUUUUAUGCCGGUGUAUAAAUUCUUCAUUUUCUGGGGAUUGGAGUCUAUUUUAACCAAACAUUUUUUUUUCUAUGAAUAUUUUUGAUCCAGGACAUAUAAAGGAGAAAUUGAGCCAUAAUGUAUGUUAUUAUUUUGGUCGGUCUAUUUGCUGAUAACUUGUGCACUUCAUCUUUUCUGAAGAUGCUGACAGGGAUGCAAUGUUCAAAAGUAUUGAAUCCAGAAGGGGGGGGGGGGCAUAACAUGCACAUUUCACUUCUUGGUAGCAUUGGUACUUUUCACAAUACAUCUCAUUUUCUGUUUGACUCGGAAUCCUAGUGAUGUUUUGCAUAAAAACGUUGACAUGUGUAUUGUAAGUGAAUAUAAUAUUACAGACGGAAAAAUACUGUGAAUGGACUUUCAUUGUAUGAACAUAUUUAACAAGAAAUGGGAAGGUUCAACUGUGAUGUGUAUUAUAUAUUUCUGUAUUAUCUGACCAGGAACAAAAUAUAUAGAGUGUAUGUGUGGAGAUGGGAGAUGUUUUGGUCUGACGUGUGUAAAGUCGGACUGCUGUGUAUAACUGUUGUCAACAAAAAAAAUCGACCUUCAAUUGUUUCCUUUCUUAAAAAAAAAAUAAAUAAAAAACUUAUCUCUUAUG